AUGAAUAAAUUGUUAAUAAACAGGGUUCCAAUAUUUUUGCUAAGAAGGGCCAUGUGUGCACCCGCCUCUGGGUCAAAUCCAACAUCUGAAAACCGCUCCAUGUCUCGUAGGUUUAGACCAACAGAAUUCCAAAAAACAAUCCUUGUUUGGACAAAAAAAUAUAAGAGCAAAAAUGAGAUUCCGACAUUCGUAUCAGCUGAAGUUAUUGACAGAUCACGUAGUGAAGCCAGAAUUAAGAUAGCCAAUGUAUUAAUGCUCCUUACUGCUCUAGCUAGUUUAGGUGCUAUUUUUGCUGGAAAAUCAGCUGCUAAAAGAGGAGAAUCUGUCCAUCAAAUGAAUUUAGAUUGGCACAAAAAGUAUGAAGAAGAGCAUCCUCGAAAAGAAUCAAAUGUUACAUCUUCAAACUAA
Molecule: messenger RNA, 408 nt
Organism: Parnassius mnemosyne (clouded apollo)
Lineage: Eukaryota; Metazoa; Arthropoda; Insecta; Lepidoptera; Papilionidae
Source: the annotation of a GenBank genome assembly